GGCCCCUGUACCGCCACCCCCAUGCUGCUGCCGAGGCCUGUAAUCUGCCAUGGGCCCCCGUACCGACUCCCUCCCAUAGCUGCUGCCAGGCCCGUAAUCUGUCAUUGGCCCCUGUACCGCCUCCUCAUGCUGCUGCCAGGUCCAGAGUGUGUCAUGGGUCCCUGUAACGGACCUCCCAUUGCUGCUGUCUCUAUCGCCACACUCUGCCAUGUGCCACUUUCCAUGGUCUCUCUCCACACUGGCUGGUGGUUUCCAUUUUUGUCAUAGGGUGCUGUAUGGCCCUUCCCAUUGCUGCUGCCUCCACCGCCACACUGUGGCUCCCACACUCUGUUUUGGCCCCGUGACUGCCCAAAUGAGUGAAGUGUGCGGUGAUUCUAAGAUCAGACGGCACUCAUCUGCAUGUCAUACUGACUGACAGUAUUAUUUCUCUUCCCCAGCAGACUCCAAGGGCAUUUAAAUUAAAGGUACAAAGUGUUCAGCACACUAAUAUUA
This is a messenger RNA of Staurois parvus, 492 nucleotides long. The record is from the annotation of a GenBank genome assembly. NCBI's taxonomy places the organism in Eukaryota, Metazoa, Chordata, Amphibia, Anura, Ranidae.